Selaginella moellendorffii is the source of this 1596-nucleotide messenger RNA. Its product is annotated as pentatricopeptide repeat-containing protein At2g13600-like. Gene Ontology annotation, biological process: RNA modification. Gene Ontology annotation, molecular function: protein binding; RNA binding. The transcript is spliced from 2 exons. NCBI's taxonomy places the organism in Eukaryota, Viridiplantae, Streptophyta, Lycopodiopsida, Selaginellales, Selaginellaceae. Bases 1 to 1596 code for a protein of 531 amino acids. The record is from RefSeq and is a predicted model, not a curated record.
AUGGUAUUGCGAGGGUUUCGGCACUUUUUUUCCCAAGCUCCUCAAGCUCUCUCUUGGGAUUCAUGGAUCGAGCUAGUGAGGCGAUGCAAGACGCUAGAAGAGGGCAAAUCUCUCCACGCCGCCAUUCCCUCGAUCGCCAGCAACAAGAGCGCCAAUGUCUUCCUCCACAAUUUGCUCAUCCAGAUGUACAGCCGCUGUGGCAGCCUCGACGACGCCAUGGCCGUCUUCGAUUCCCUGCUUUGCCCCAAUUCUUUCUCCUGGACAAUCACGAUCUCGGCGCUCGCGCAGCACGGCAAUCACAGCAGCGCUAUCCACUUCUACCGAUCGAUGCUCCUCAGCGGCGCAGUGGCAGACGAGGUCACACUAGUCGCCGUCUUGGACGCCUGCGUAGAUCUCCGCACGGGCAAUGCCACCUUCGCCAGUGUCUCGGGCGAGCCCAGGAUCAUCGCCCACACCAAGGUACGCAACGCCGCGCUCACCAUGUAUGGCCGCUGCGGCGAUCUCGCCAUGGCCUGCGCGAUCUUCAAAGAAAUCCCCGCCAAGGAUGCGAUCUCCUGGAACAGCAUGAUCACUGCGUAUGCCCGAAAUGGGCAUCUAGAGGAGGCCGAGAGGAUCUUCGAUUCCAUGCCCGUGGCAAAUGUGGUGUCCUGGACUGCAAUGAUCGCCGGGAACGCGCAGCACGGCCGAUCCGCCCAAGCAUUCCAAUUCUUCCGGAGGAUGAUCCUCCAAGGCGAUCCAAAUUCCCGGCCAAACCAAGUGACCCUCCUCGCGAUCUUGGACGCUUGCUUGAGCUUGACCAGCAAAUCCGCCAUUGCUACCGUACGGGGUCUCGAGGCGCUAGCGGCAGAGUCAAUGUUCCAUGGGGACGUGAUGGUCAACAGUGCGCUGGUCAACGUGUACGGUAGCCUCGGUAGCGUCCCAGAUGCCCGGAGGAUAUUCCAGUCAAUGCCGGACCGCAACGUCGUCUCCUGGAGCUCCAUGGUCGCCGCGCUGGCCAAGUGUCAACGCAGUAGCGAGGCCAUGGCGACGAUGAGAGCGAUGGAGCUGGAAGGGAUCAAAGCGAGCAGCGUGACGCUCCUAGCAGCGAUCGAGGCCUGCGAGAGCUCCGAGGAUGCGGGAAGAAUCCACGCCAGGAUAGUCCGGGAUGGCUUCGAGAGCGACACCAAGCUGGGGAAUGCGCUCGUCGGAUUGUAUGGCCUCAAGCUGGGGAUGAUCGAUCGAGCUCGAGAGGUUUUCGAUCGGAUCCAGCGCAAGGAUGCCGUCUCCUGGGGGGUCGCGGUUGACGCCUGGGCGGUCCGUGGAUUCCCGCGAGAAUCCCUCGUGAUCUUCGCGCGCAUGGAUCUGGAGGGAGUCUUGGUCGAGGAGGUUUCCUUCACUCUGGCGAUCGAUGCCUGUGCGGCGAUCCCCAGCCUGGAGCGCGGACGAAUGCUUCACCGAGAGAUGAUCGAGGGAGAUCGCUGUGGCGUCGAAGAAGAUCUCCGCCUCGGCAAUUCCCUGAUCAACAUAGGAAGCAGCGUUCGAGAUCUUCCAGGCGAUGAAGCUCGAGGGAAUUCUCCCAAACCAAAUCACUUUCCUCAACCUUCUGGCAACGUGUAG